AUGAGAGACCGGAUCAACAAUGAGGGGCAGAUGGCGGGUUCGGGUCUUCAUUCCCCAGACACAGUUGGCGGGGAGCCACUGGUAGCCACUGGGGUUGGGGGUAGUUCAUACUCCAUCAUGUCAUGCUGGGAAUAUGCUGUGCAGCCUGUGAGUUCAGGCAGGAAUCUCGGCAGCCAGGAACUGCCGAGUCACCUGAUAUAUUUGCUUUGCCCGUCGAUGCCUUGUUGCCUUAUUGAUUACGAUUAUGUCAGCCCAGCGCGGAGCUGCACCCCGGGGGAAGAUGAUGAGGUAGCCUCCGGUGACGUGACCACCUCCAGUGACAUCAAAUGCUAUGCGAAAUCGGAAGAGUAUGACAUGAGCAGGGGUUGUGGGGCUAUUGGCUUGUUAAGAAUCGGCCAAGCUGUGCUUCUACACCUCACAGAUUACUUCUCGCCUGGCAUUACCGAUUUUCAUGUUGGCCCAUAG
Aspergillus niger is the source of this 465-nucleotide messenger RNA. RefSeq lists its product as hypothetical. The transcript is spliced from 6 exons. Bases 1 to 465 code for a protein of 154 amino acids. The record is from RefSeq and is a predicted model, not a curated record. NCBI's taxonomy places the organism in Eukaryota, Fungi, Ascomycota, Eurotiomycetes, Eurotiales, Aspergillaceae.